Messenger RNA from Acanthosepion pharaonis, 1650 nucleotides. NCBI's taxonomy places the organism in Eukaryota, Metazoa, Mollusca, Cephalopoda, Sepiida, Sepiidae. The record is from the annotation of a GenBank genome assembly.
AUGUUCAAACUUGUUUUUCGUUUCUUAUUUGUUGUACAAAUAUUAAUUUUUUGUCAAUAUUUUGUGAGUUUUGAAGCUGCGGAAGGAGGUAAGAUAUCUUCAUUAUAUGGGGUAAUCUAUCUAUCUAUCUAUCUAUCUAUCUAUCUAUCUAUCUAUGCUUUUUAUAUUGAUGUAAAACUGUUCAUAUCUAUCUAUCUAUCUAUCUAUCUAUCUAUCUAUCUAUCUAAGGCUUUUUACAUUGAUGCUUUUUAUAUUGAUGUAAAACUGUUCAUAUCUAUCUAUCUAUCUGAGGCUUUUUAUAUUGAUCUAAAACUUCAUCUAUAUCUAUCUAUCUAUCUAUCUAUCUAUCUAUCUAUCUAUCUAUCUAAGGCUUUUUAUAUUGAUCUAAAACUGUUUCAUAUCUAUCUAUCUAUCUAUCUAUCUAUCUGUUCAGAUGUAUUCUGUUUAUCGUUCUCUUUUUAUCUAACCCUGUAUGCUCUGUUCUUUCUUUCUUUCUUUCUUUCUUUCUUUCUUUCUUUCUUUCUUUCUUCUUUGUCUAUCUAUCUAUCUAUCUAUCUAAAUCAGUCUGUUAUUAUAUAUCUUUUUUUCCUGUCUUUUUAUAUCUAUCUAUCUAUCUAUCUAUCUAUCUAUCUAUCUAUCUAUCUAUCUAUCUAUCUAUCUAUCUCAGUCUAUUAUUAUAUAUCUUUUGUUUUUCUGUCUUUAUCUAUCUAUCUAUCUAUCUAUCUAUCUAUCUAUCUAUCUCAGUCUGUUCUUAUAUAUCUUUUGUUUUUCUGUCUUUUUCUAUCUAUCUAUCUAUCUAUCUAUCUAUCUAUCUCAGUCUGUUCUUUAUCUAUCUAUUCUAUCUAUCUAUCUAUCUAUCUAUCUAUCUAUCUAUCUAUCUAUCUAUCUUUUGUUUUUCAGUCUUUUUCUAUCUAUCUAUCUAUCUAUCUAUCUCAGUCUGUUAUUAUAUAUCUUUUUUUCCUGUCUUUUUAUAUCUAUCUAUCUAUCUAUCUAUCUAUCUAUCUAUCUAUCUCAGUCUAUUAUUAUAUAUCUUUUGUUUUUCUGUCUUUAUCUAUCUAUCUAUCUAUCUAUCUAUCUCAGUCUGUUCUUAUAUAUCUUUUGUUUUUCUGUCUUUUUCUAUCUAUCUAUCUAUCUAUCUAUCUAUCUAUCUCAGUCUGUUCUUUAUCUAUCUAUCUAUCUAUCUAUCUUUUGUUUUUCAGUCUUUUUCUUUCUUUCUAUCUAUCUAUCUCAGUCUGUUAUUAUAUAUCUUUUUUUCCUGUCUUUUUAUAUCUAUCUAUCUAUCUAUCUAUCUAUCUAUCUAUCUAUCUAUCUCAGUCUGUUCUUAUAUAUCUUUUGUUUUUCUAUCUAUCUAUCUAUCUAUCUAUCUAUCUAUCUAUCUAUCUAUCUCAGUCUGUUCUUUAUCUAUCUAUCUAUCUUUUGUUUUUCAGUCUUUUUCUUUCUAUCUAUCUAUCUAUCUAUCUAUCUAUCUAUCUCAGUCUGUUCUCAUAUAUCUUUUGUUUUUCUGUCUUUUUCUAUCUAUCUAUCUAUCUAUCUAUCUAUCUAUCUAUCUAUCUAUCUAUCUCAUGUUUGAGCCUUUUAUAUCUAUCUAUCUAUCUAUCUAUCUAUCUAUCUAUCUAUCUAUCUCUCUGUGUGUGUGUGUGUGUACUUUAA